CUCUCUGUCCCAUUAAUAUUCCUCUCGCUCUCUCUGAGACCGACCAGAAUCGCAUGCAUGUCCUUCAGGUCAAACCCCUAAAAAGCCACAACUGAAGAAGAACAAAGCAAAUAAGAGAAAAGAUAUAGAAAGCAUAGCAUCUCUUCUUCAGAGAGAGAGAGAGAGAGUCAGAGAGAGGAGUCGCGUUGAUACACCGUCGAAUCUUGCAAAUAUACAAAAAAGAAAGGAAAACAAAAAGGCAAUAGAGACUCUUCUCACUCUCCCUCUCUCUAAAAUUAGGGCAAAAACGGACCCAAAACCCUAAAAUCCCAAACGCAGAACUGCUCUUCUUCUAUUUAUAUUUAUCUUGUUUCUCGGUUUUCCGAACGUCUAGAGAGAGAUGGAGAAUCAAGAGGAAUCUAGGGUUUGUGGCAGCAGUGGCGAACAAUCUCGUUCUCCGCAAGCUAGGGUUUCUACUGCCCCUGCUUCUUCUUCUUACUGGCUUGAUGCUUGUGAAGACAUUGAUCUCUCCGGUUUUGACGAUUUCAGUGGCCCAGCAGCUGUGGUUGCUGAAGUGAUUGAUCCGUCUGAUCGGGCGGCAGUCGUUGAGGAUGAUUCCAGUUUCUUUAGGGAUCUUGAUCGGUUUCUUGACAGCAUCAAGGAUGAUAGCCUCUUGAUCGGUGGUGAUGGCAGUGGUGCUAGUGUUGACCAGGGGGAGCUCGGUGAGAUUCUUGAAGUGCAGGCCCCACAGCAGAAUGGGAUCAAGAAGCAUUGUGAAGAAGCUGAUUCUGAGAACAAGAGUUCUAACGACCAGAGACAUAGGAUUAAGCAGAAUGGGGACAGCAGCGGUGCAGAUAGACCUAACAAGAGGGCCCGUCUAAGUGAUCGCAGUGGUGAGGAAAGGAAUUACUUGGCCCGCCGGCACAUGCACAGCGGUUCCCGGGAAUGGUCAAGCAGAAAGCGGGCCCGCCAUGACUGGGAAGAGAGCGAAAGACGGGAUUACCGGAGCAAUAAAAGAGAACGGGACGGCUGUGAUAGGAGGGAUGGUAGAGACAGGGACUGGAGGGAGAGAGAAAGGAGAGGGUAUUGGGAGAGGGACCGGAUGGGAAAGGUCAUAUUCCGUGUUGGGCCAUGGGAGCCUGCAGAGCCGAACAGAGAGGUGAAGAGAGCCAGGCAAGAAAGCCCAGAACGGGUCAAGAGUCCCGAGAAGAAACCGGACGAGAAGAAAGAGAAGCCAGUGGAGGAGCAGGCUAGGAAAUAUCAACUGGAUGUUCUGGAACAGGCUAAGAAGAAGAAUACAAUCGCGUUUCUUGAAACUGGGGCUGGGAAAACGCUCAUUGCUGUUCUUCUUAUCAAGAGCAUUUGCAAAGAAAUGCAACAAGAGAACAGGAAAAUUCUAGCUAUAUUCUUGGUACCCAAGGUUCCUCUUGUUUAUCAGCAAGCGGAAGUUAUUCGUGAGAGAACUGGUUACAGAGUUGGUCAUUAUUGUGGUGAGAUGGGUCAAGAUUUCUGGGAUGCUCGGAGGUGGCAGCGAGAGUUUGAAUCAAAACAGGUACUAGUUAUGACAGCUCAAAUUCUGCUGAACAUUCUCAGACACAGCAUCAUAAAAAUGGAAUCCAUCCAUCUCCUUAUACUGGAUGAGUGCCAUCAUGCUGUUAAAAAGCACCCCUAUUCAUUGGUGAUGUCUGAGUUCUAUCAUACAACUCCAAAGGAGAAAAGACCAGCUGUUUUUGGCAUGACGGCUUCUCCCGUCAAUUUGAAGGGGGUUUCUAGUCAAGAGGAUUGUGCUUUAAAGAUUCGAAACCUUGAAAGUAAACUAGAUGCCAUGGUAUGCACAAUCAAAGAUCGAAAAGAACUUGAAAAGCAUGUCCCUAUGCCUUUAGAAGUUGUGGUUGAGUAUGAUAAGGCAGCUACAUUGUGGUCACUUCAUGAACAAAUAAAACAAAUGGAAGUUGCAGUUGAGGAAGCUGCACAUUCUAGUUCCAGAAGAAGCAAAUGGCAGUUUAUGGGAGCCAGGGAUGCUGGAUCUAAAGAAGAACUGCGACUAGUCUACGGUGUUUCUGAAAGAACAGAAAGUGAUGGGGCUGCUAAUCUAAUUCAAAAAUUGAGAGCUAUCAACUAUGCUCUGGGUGAACUGGGACAGUGGUGUGCUUUUAUGGUUGCAAAUUCAUUUUUGACAGCUUUACAAAAUGAUGAGAGGGCAAACUACCAGCUUGAUGUCAAGUUUCAAGAAUCGUACUUGAAAAAAGUUGUAGCUCUCUUGCAGUGCCAGUUGUCCGAGGGUGCUGUGUUGGAUAAGGAAGCAAAAGGUACUGAUACGAAGUGUAAUGAUGCUCAAGGGAAUGACCUUGAUGAAAUGGAAGAAGGGGAGUUGGAAGACAGUCAUGUUGUCUCUGGUGGGGAGCAUGUGGAUGUGAUAAUUGGAGCUGCUGUAGCAGAUGGAAAAGUGACCCCAAAAGUGCAAUCAUUAAUUAAAAUUCUGUUGAAGUACCAACACACAGAAGAUUUCCGUGCAAUCAUUUUUGUAGAGCGAGUUGUGGCUGCCUUAGUUCUUCCAAAGGUGUUCUCAGAGUUGCCGUCCUUGAAUUUUAUCAAUUGUGCGAGCUUGAUUGGGCACAACAAUAAUCAGGAGAUGCGUACAUGCCAAAUGCAAGACACAAUUGCCAAAUUUCGCGAUGGUCGAGUUACACUGUUAGUGGCAACCAGUGUUGCAGAAGAAGGCCUUGAUAUUCGGCAGUGCAAUGUUGUCAUCCGCUUUGACCUUGCAAAAACUGUUCUGGCAUACAUUCAAUCAAGAGGUCGUGCAAGGAAGCCUGGAUCUGAUUACAUAUUAAUGGUUGAGAGGGGGAAUUUGUCACAUGAAACCUUCAUGCGGAAUGCUCGGAAUAGUGAGGAAACCUUGCGGAAGGAAGCGAUUGAAAGAACUGACAUUAGUCAUCUUAAGGGUACUGCAAGGUUGACUUUACCGGAUACAGCACCUGGUUCUGUGUAUCAGGUUGAGUCAACUGGUGCUAUCGUUAGCUUAAACUCUGCUGUUGGACUCAUCCAUUUCUACUGCUCCCAGCUGCCAAGUGACAGGUAUUCAAUACUUCGUCCUGAGUUUAUUAUGGAACAGCAUGAGAAGCCAGGAGGAUCCACCGAAUACUCAUGCAAGCUUCAGCUCCCUUGUAAUGCACCAUUUGAAAAACUCGAGGGUCCUGUAUGCAGUUCAAUGCGCCUCGCGCAACAGGCUGUUUGUUUGGCUGCUUGCAAGAAACUCCAUGAGAUGGGGGCGUUCACUGACAUGCUUUUGCCAGACAAGGGAAGUGGGGAAGAAGGGGAGAAAGUAGAUCCGAAUGAUGAAGGAGAUCCUCUCCCUGGAACUGCACGGCAUAGAGAGUUCUAUCCUGAAGGUGUCGCUGAAGUCCUCCGGGGAGAAUGGAUUUUAUCUGGGAGAGAUGGCUCUGACAAUUCCAAAUUGGUUCGGCUGUAUAUGUAUGCGGUAAAUUGUGAAAACAUCGGCACCUCAAAAGAUGGGUUCUUAACACAAGUUUCAGAUUUUGCAGUACUUUUUGGCAAUGAGCUGGAUGCAGAGGUUUUAUCGAUGUCGAUGGAUCUCUUUGUUGCUCGAACCAUGAUAACGAAGGCAUCUCUCAUCUUCCAGGGAUCCAUAGAGAUUACAGAAAGCCAGUUGGUUUCCCUAAAGAGCUUUCAUGUAAGACUUAUGAGCAUCGUGUUAGAUGUGGAUGUUGAACCUUCAACAACUCCUUGGGAUCCUGCCAAAGCAUAUCUAUUUGUCCCUGUAACAAGCCAGAAGGGUUUAGAUCCCUUAAAAGGAGUUGACUGGCAUCUGAUUGAAAAGAUAAUUGGCACUGAUGCAUGGAGUAAUCCCCUUCAGAGGGCUCGUCCAGAUGUUUACCUUGGCACAAACGAGCGAACGCUAGGUGGGGACCGGAGGGAGUAUGGAUUUGGGAAGUUGCGACAUGGCAUGGCUUUUGGACAGAAAUCCCACCCAACCUAUGGUAUCAGAGGAGCUGUGGCACAGUUUGAUGUCGUGAAAGCUUCUGGGUUGGUUCCCACUCGCAACAUUACAGAAGGUCAAACCUAUGAGGAUGUGGCCCCAAACAGGUUGUUAAUGGCAGAUUCUUGCAUUGAUGUGGAAGACCUUGUUGGAAGAAUUGUAACAGCUGCGCACUCUGGAAAGCGGUUUUAUGUGGAUUCUGUGCGCUAUGACAUGAAUGCAGAGAAUUCAUUCCCAAGGAAGGAGGGCUAUUUGGGUCCUUUGGAGUACAGUUCAUAUGCUGAUUACUACAGACAAAAGUAUGGAGUGGAAUUGAUUUAUAAGAAACAACCUCUAAUACGAGGACGUGGUGUUUCAUACUGUAAGAAUCUCCUCUCACCUAGGUUCGAACAUUCUGAAGCACAUGAAGGAGAGUCUGAAGAGAAUCUUGAUAAAACGUAUUAUGUGUUUCUGCCUCCUGAGCUCUGUUUUGUCCAUCCGCUUCCGGGGUCCCUCAUUCGAGGUGCCCAGAGAUUGCCCUCAAUAAUGAGGAGGGUAGAAAGUAUGCUUCUUGCAGUUCAGCUAAAGGAUAUUAUUAACUACCCAGUUCCUUCUUCCAAGAUAUUGGAAGCCUUGACUGCUGCUUCAUGUCAAGAGACUUUCUGCUAUGAAAGAGCAGAGCUGCUGGGAGAUGCUUACCUGAAGUGGGUUGUUAGUAGAUUCCUUUUUCUCAAAUACCCUCAGAAGCAUGAGGGACAGCUUACUAGGAUGCGGCAGCAGAUGGUAAGCAACAUGGUACUGUACCAGUAUGCUCUGACUAAAGGACUCCAGUCAUAUAUACAGGCUGAUCGAUUUGCUCCAUCAAGAUGGGCUGCUCCUGGAGUGCUGCCUGUCUUUGAUGAAGAUACAAAGGAAGUGCAACCCUCCUUAUUUGAUCAGGAAAGUUCAGUUGCUGAGACCGAAUCACAGAAGGAUAUUUAUGAUGAUGGUUAUGAGGACGAUGGUAUGGAAGAUGGAGAGAUUGAGAGUGAUUCGAGCUGCUACAGAGUUCUCUCUAGCAAGACACUGGCUGAUGUUGUUGAAGCAUUGAUUGGGGUCUAUUAUGUGGAAGGAGGGAAGGUUGCUGCAAACCAUCUCAUGAAAUGGAUCGGGAUUCAGGUGGAGUUUGACCCUCAAGAAAUAGAGCCUGUGAAUAAGCCGUGCAGCAUUCCAGAGAGCAUAAUGAGGAGCAUCGACUUCGAUACAUUAGAGGGUGCUCUGAAUCUGAAGUUCAAUGACAGGGGCCUGUUGGUGGAAGCCAUCACCCAUGCUUCACGGCCAUCGUCUGGAGUCUCCUGUUAUCAGCGGUUGGAAUUUGUUGGUGAUGCCGUAUUGGAUCAUCUUAUAACAAGGCACCUUUUCUUUACAUACACGGAUCUACCCCCUGGCCGCCUUACUGACUUGCGAGCUGCUGCUGUAAAUAAUGAGAACUUUGCACGUGUUGCUGUGAAGCACAAGCUUCACGUGCACCUUCGGCAUGGAUCAAGUGCCCUGGAAGCACAGAUACGGGACUUUGUGAAGGAUGUUCAAGACGAACUCUCAAAGCCAGGGUUCAAUUCCUUUGGCCUGGGAGAUUGCAAGGCUCCCAAAGUGCUGGGUGACAUUGUGGAAUCCAUUGCAGGUGCCAUUUUUCUGGACAAUGGACGCGAUACUGCGGUAGUCUGGAGGGUGUUCCAACCCUUGUUACAUCCGAUGGUGACCCCAGAAACCCUCCCAAUGCAUCCGGUUAGGGAGCUUCAGGAGCGCUGCCAGCAACAGGCCGAGGGCCUGGAAUAUAAAGCUACCCGGAGUGGUAAUGUAGCUACUGUGGAGGUCUUCAUUGAUGGCGUCCAGAUCGGGAUUGCUAAGAAUCCACAGAAGAAAAUGGCUCAGAAGCUAGCUGCGAGGAAUGCUCUGGUUGUGCUGAAGGAGAAGGAUACAGAGGAAGCUAAGGAGAAGGAUGGUGAGAAUGGAAAGAAAAAAAAUGGUGUCCAGACCUUCACCAGGCAAACGCUGAAUGAUAUAUGCCUGCGGCGGCAGUGGCCUAUGCCCCAGUACAGGUGCAUCAAUGAAGGUGGUCCCGCUCAUGCGAAAAGAUUUACCUAUUCCGUCCGCGUGAACACGACUGACAAAGGAUGGACGGAUGAUUGUGUAGGAGAGCCAAUGCCCAGUGUCAAGAAGGCCAAGGACUCAGCGGCAGUUCUUUUAUUAGAGCUGUUGAAUAGAUGGUAUGCCCAGCAGCAGUAACAGGGGUCAGGGUGCGGUGGGGUAUUUUAAUAAUUUAUAUUCCAUUAAAAGGAAAUAGUGAAUUGGAUGACGGGAACACCCCAGUGGGGUGUGCUAUUCAUCAUAUAGUAUAAUGUACCUUAUAUAUAUAUUUUUCAAUAUUUUAUAUCUGAUUAAAAGGAAAGAGAGAAUUGGACGACCGGACUGGUGGCGAGUGUAGAUUUGAAUAUUUCAUGUUCUUCCUUGCUUAUGUUAGCAUUGCAUGUAAUCUCUCCCUACACAGCUGUUCCCUACUGGUUGGAAAUGUGUGAGACCCAGUCUUUUUGGCCUUGUAUAGCCCCUGUGCUUUCAUAAGAGAUUUGCUCAGAUA
Molecule: messenger RNA, 6572 nt
Organism: Magnolia sinica
Lineage: Eukaryota; Viridiplantae; Streptophyta; Magnoliopsida; Magnoliales; Magnoliaceae
Product: endoribonuclease Dicer homolog 1
Exons: 20
Coding region: 380-6223 (1947 amino acids)
Biological process (GO): siRNA processing
Cellular component (GO): nucleus; cytoplasm
Molecular function (GO): protein binding; RNA binding; ribonuclease III activity
Source: RefSeq, a predicted model, not a curated record